Cucurbita pepo subsp. pepo (vegetable marrow) is the source of this 2806-nucleotide messenger RNA. RefSeq names its product BRASSINOSTEROID INSENSITIVE 1-associated receptor kinase 1. Gene Ontology annotation, biological process: protein phosphorylation. The record is from RefSeq and is a predicted model, not a curated record. Lineage: Eukaryota; Viridiplantae; Streptophyta; Magnoliopsida; Cucurbitales; Cucurbitaceae. Gene Ontology annotation, molecular function: protein kinase activity; ATP binding; protein binding.
AAAAACCAAAACAAUGACAGAAUAGAAAGGUAAGCCCUUAAGCCUUCUCUUCUUCCGUUUCAUUUCAACCCAUCCCAAUUUCUCUUCAAUUCUCCCUCCUCUCUUUACCCCAUUUCAGCUUCUUCCUUAUGGAACCCUUCAAUCUCUGCAUAUUCCCAAUGUCAUCUCUUUUUCUUCCCCUAUAGCACUUCCUUCAUUUCUUUACUUCAGCUCUCAUUGGUCCUGUUGCGGUCAACGGGGCUCCCUUACGUUUUCAGCAGCUUCCUCGAAGCUUCCCUCAUAAUCGUUUGGUUAACGAGGGCGGAGCUCUGGUUCGAGGAUUCUGCUGGGCUUUGAUUGAUCUCUUUGCGCUCCCCCUCCUUCCAAAUCCCUCUGCCUCGUUAUGUGAAUUUGUUUCUAGUGUAGAUUUUAGUGCCUGAUUUUGGUCUGCCUGAUGUUGGGGAUGUUGCCUUCUUCGUCUUCUCUGUGGAUCAUUUUGACGCUCGGUUUUGUUUCGCUGCUCUCUGCUAAUACCGAAGGGGAUGCUUUGAAUGCAUUGAAGUCAAAUUUACAAGAUCCUAACGGUGUACUGCAGAGUUGGGAUCCUACGCUUGUUAAUCCCUGCACAUGGUUCCAUGUUACCUGUGACAGUGAUAAUAGUGUCACUCGAGUUGAUCUUGGAAAUGCAAAUCUAUCUGGCACGUUAGUUCCACAACUUGGUGAUCUUCCGAGUUUGCAAUAUUUGGAACUAUAUAGUAACAAUAUUAGUGGAGAAAUUCCGCGAGAAAUUGGGCUUUUGACAAACUUGGUGAGCUUGGACCUUUACUUGAACAAUUUAACUGGUCAAAUACCUGUCACACUUGGGGAGCUUGGAAAACUGCGUUUCCUGCGUCUUAACAACAACAGCUUAACGGGAACCAUUCCAAUGUCAUUAACUAAUGUUAAAUCCUUGCAAGUCCUGGAUCUCUCAUACAACCAGCUAACUGGAGAUAUUCCGGUCAAUGGUUCUUUUUCUCUUUUUACCCCUAUCAGUUUUGCUCAUAAUCUUCUUAAUGAAUCGACUGCACGUACACCACCACCUCCUUUACCUUCUUCACCAAGCCCUUCAUCAGGCAAUAGUGCCACUGGAGCUAUUGCUGGUGGAGUUGCUGCUGCUGCUGCUUUACUGUUUGCUGCACCAGCUGUUGCGGUUGCUCUGUGGCGUCGGAAGAAACCACAAGAUCAUUUCUUUGAUGUACCUGCCGAAGAGGAUCCGGAAGUUCAUCUUGGUCAGCUCAAGAGGUUCUCUCUUCGUGAACUACAAGUUGCAACAGAUCAUUUUAGCAACAAACAUAUUCUUGGUAGGGGUGGUUUUGGCAAGGUCUAUAAGGGACGGCUGGCUGAUGGAUCUCUAGUGGCAGUUAAAAGACUUAAAGAGGAACGUUCACAGGGUGGGGAGCUGCAAUUCCAAACAGAAGUAGAGAUGAUCAGUAUGGCUGUGCAUCGUAAUCUGCUCCGCCUACGUGGCUUUUGUAUGACACCCACUGAACGGUUGCUGGUCUACCCAUAUAUGGUUAAUGGAAGUGUAGCAUCGUGUUUACGAGAACGUGGAGAUUCACAGCCUCCACUUAAUUGGUUGAAUCGAAAACGCAUUGCUUUGGGAUCGGCAAGGGGGCUUGCUUAUCUACAUGAUCAUUGUGAUCCUAAGAUUAUUCAUCGCGAUGUGAAAGCUGCAAAUAUUUUGCUUGACGAGGAGUAUGAAGCCGUUGUUGGUGAUUUUGGGUUGGCUAAACUCAUGGACUACAAAGAUACUCAUGUCACAACUGCUGUACGAGGAACAAUUGGGCAUAUAGCGCCCGAGUACCUUUCGACAGGAAAAUCUUCUGAAAAGACCGAUGUUUUUGGGUAUGGGGUCAUGCUUCUUGAACUCAUAACUGGACAGAGAGCCUUCGAUCUUGCCCGGCUUGCAAAUGAUGAUGAUGUCAUGCUUCUUGAUUGGGUGAAAGGACUUCUGAAAGACAAGAGGUUGGAAACACUAGUUGAUCCCGACCUUGCGGGAAAAUAUCCCGACGACGAAGUCGAGCAGCUUAUACAAGUUGCAUUGUUGUGCACACAAGGAACUCCUACAGAGCGGCCUAAGAUGUCAGAGGUCGUACGGAUGCUCGAGGGCGAUGGUUUAGCUGAAAGAUGGGAAGAAUGGCAGAAAGAGGAGCGGUUUCAUCAAGAUGUAAGCCGCAAUCCCCACCCGAGUGCAACGUGGAUUCUCGACUCUACUGCUGAAAUUCCUCCCGAUGAAUUGUCCGGUCCAAGAUGAUUUCUGGAAGCCCCCCUCCUGUAAGUUAAAAGUGAUAUAUGUGUAUAUCUAUCAUACACACACAUAUAUCACAUUUGUGCAUAUAGUUUUCAUUUUUUUUUUUCUGGAAAAAAAUAAUUUUAUCAUAAUCUUCUUCCCUGUUCAUCUUGUAUCACAUAUCUGAGUUUAAGCAAAAUUUGUAGAGGGGUUGCUAAUCAAAAUUACCAACAAACCAACAAGGUUGCACAAUGCAGGAGAGAUAAUAGGUUGCCACUCUCCUCCCUCCUUCAAACAACUCUUUUAAUUUUUAAGAAUUCAGUUCAUUUUUCAAAUUUGAUCUCAUAAAGUGAUGCUGCAUAAAUCUAUUGGCAUCCCUUCCUUCUCUACUGAUAAAUUUAUAUUGCAUCACUUUGAUGGAUUGAAUUUGAUGAAUCAUUGAAUUCUCACAAUUUAUUCUCUCAGGAUUAGAUUUUGUCAUACAAGAACAGUGUUUGUAUCUUGAUUUCUGGAGAUCCCAGAGUACAUAUUCUUAUAUUCAUCAAGUCGUUUGCCCUU